Platichthys flesus (European flounder) is the source of this 4634-nucleotide messenger RNA. It is a transcript of the gene nfatc2a, whose product is annotated as nuclear factor of activated T cells 2a. The record is from RefSeq and is a predicted model, not a curated record. Gene Ontology annotation, molecular function: DNA-binding transcription factor activity, RNA polymerase II-specific; RNA polymerase II cis-regulatory region sequence-specific DNA binding; transcription factor binding. The transcript is spliced from 10 exons. Gene Ontology annotation, biological process: cytokine production; regulation of transcription by RNA polymerase II; calcineurin-NFAT signaling cascade. Bases 193 to 2901 code for a protein of 902 amino acids. Lineage: Eukaryota; Metazoa; Chordata; Actinopteri; Pleuronectiformes; Pleuronectidae. Gene Ontology annotation, cellular component: transcription regulator complex.
CACACACACAAAACAGAAGUGUGAUCACAGUCCCGCCUUCCUCCGACAACAACCGAAACAGGAAACUUGUGCUCCACCGAUGCAUCACUUGACACUUGCGCAGGUUGUUCCCCCUGAUCCACGUUUGCACCACCGAAGCUUCAGCCGCUGCGCCCGAACCCAGAGGAGCCGCGAGCCGAACCCGUCACCCAGAUGAGCUCCUUUUACGACGAGAAGGACCUGGAGGAAGAGCUCAGUCGGGUCCACUACCCCGAUGACGACCUGGAGUUCGAGUACUUGUUUGAAUAUGAGCCGCCCGGCAGCGACUUCGCUGGAGGAGACGCAGAUGACCCCAACCUUGCAUCCCACAAAGUCCUCAGCCCGGAGUCGGAGCAGGCCUUCCCCCUGGAGGAGGCCUCCCCGUACGGCAUCAAGUCCUGCAGCUCCCCCUACGGCGGGCACCACACCGAGGUUCUCUCAGGUUAUGACAACCAGGAGGCCAGAAACUACCUGGACAGCACCCGGCCCGCAGGCCUGGCUCUGAGCCCGCGGAUCGAGAUCACACCGUCCCGCGAGCACUACAGCCAUGGUCGGGACUCCCUGCAGAACCAGCACCUGAACAUUAGCCCCAGACCCACCCUGACCGUGCCCGGCCAUGAGAACCUGGCCUACCGGGAGCCCCAGUGCCUGAGUCCCGCCAGCAGCAACUCCUCCGCCAGCUGGCACUCGGAGAACUACUCCCCCUGGACGUCCCCGUGUGUGUCCCCCGGCAGCGGCCAGAACCCCGGAGACCUCUGCCCCCGACUGCAGAACAUCCACACUGGCUCCCCCCGCACCUCCCCGGGCACCUCUCCUCGCACCAGCCUGAUCGAGGACGGCCUGGGAACGCGCUCGCCCUCCUCCAGACCGGGCUCCCGCUCCACCUCCCCGCAGGGCAAACGCACCUACGACAUGUACAGGAACCCGGGCCUGGUCCCCGGACACCGCUCCCGCAGUCCCUCCCCCCACAGCGGCCAUGAGGAUCACAACAUCAGUGCCCACUACACACACAGCAGCCUCGCCGAUGCCAUGAACGGCUUUGGCGCCGGUCAGCCCGGCCUGGUGCCCACUAAGAUAGUCAAGACGUCCAACCAGGUGUACGCCCUGUACCCGGAGAACCACGUGGAAGGGAACUUCCUGGUUUCCUGCGACCAGGACCUAAAGAAACCGGCUGCAGAGCCGUUCUUCGUCAUCCCCCCCAUCUGGUCCAAGCCGCUGGUUUCCAGCAUCUGCAGCAUCCCUGUGGCCUCCCUCCCGCCGCUGGAGUGGCCGAUGCCCCGACGCACCGACCAGUACGAGCUGCACAUCGACGUGCAGCCCAAGCCGCACCACAGAGCCCACUACGAGACGGAGGGAAGCCGGGGGGCGGUGAAGGCCCCGACAGGAGGACAUCCGGUUGUGCAGCUUCAUGGCUACAGAGGGAAGGAGCCUCUCGCCCUGCAGAUCUUCAUCGGCACGGCGGACGACCGCAUCCUCAAGCCUCACGCCUUCUACCAGGUCCACCGCAUCACCGGCAAGACCGUGACCACCACCAGCUUCGAGAAGAUCAUCAACGGCACCAAAGUCCUGGAGAUCCCCCUGGAGCCGAAGAACAGCAUGAAAGCAAUAAUCGACUGUGCCGGGAUCCUGAAGCUGAGGAACGCCGACAUCGAGCUGAGGAAGGGCGAGACGGACGUGGGCCGGAAGAACACGCGAGUGCGCCUUGUGUUCCGUGUGCACAUACCUCAGCCCGGAGGACAGCACGUCUCCCUGCAAGUGGCCUCGCAUCCCAUCGAGUGCUCUCAGCGCUCGGCUCACGAGCUUCCCAUGGUGGAGAAGCAGGACCUGGACAGCUGCUCCGUGCUCGGCGGCCAGCAGAUGAUCCUCACCGGGCAGAACUUCAGCUCCGAUUCCAAGGUCAUCUUCACGGAGAAGACUCAGGAUGGGCAGCAAAUAUGGGAAAUGGAAGCAACGGUGGACAAAGAUAAAAGCCAGCCGAGCAUGCUGUUCCUGGAGCUGCCGUCCUACCGGGACACGUCCACCUGCCACCCGGUCAAAGUGAACUUCUACGUCAUCAACGGCAAGAGGAAGCGCAGCCAGCCUCAGCACUUCACCUUCACUCCUCUGGCGGCUCCGUCCAUCAAGACGGAGCCUCUGGACGAGUAUGAAGUCGACCACAUGGGCUUCGCCGUGCCUCAGAUCCUGGGCCUGUCCCCUCACCCGUACUACCACAGCCCUCGCAGCGCCCUCCACCCGGACAACGGGCUGGUGUCCAGCCUGUCCUCCUGCCAGCGCCUCAGCUCCAGCCUCCCGAGCCAGGACGCCCGCUUCCUGCAGCAGAGCCCGGCCAUCGUCUUCUCCCGCGGGGGCAAGAGUCUCAGCGGCAGCCAGACUCUCUACCAGCAGCCCGGGGGGAUGAUGCCCGACCCGCACCGCUCCGUCCUGGUCCACACCGGCUCCCCGGCUCAGUCUGCAGGUCCCCUCGGUGCAGGCCAGCACCCCUCCAUCAUCCAGUUCUCCCCCACCAACCACCACCUGCUGCGGGGGGGCGACCCUCAGCCGCUCAGCGCUCCGCAGCCCGACCCCCAGCAGAUCAUCUACUGCGACGGCUACUCCCCGCGGUCGGCCGGCGGCCACUCCCCCAACCCCCCCCAGGCCCAGGCCGACACCACCCACCCUCAGCACUACCCCACCGUCAUCCAGCAGCAGCCGCCCUACAUGCAGAAGGCCCCGCAGAAAAGUCGGGCCCCCCCCGGCGCCGGGGAGAUGGAGGCCCCGGGCGACGGGCAGAGGAGGGUGACGGUGAAGGAGGAGAACCUGGACCAGGCCUACCUAGAUGAUGGUGAGUUGAACGAGAUCAUAAGGAAGGACCUGACGGGGGUGCAGGCCAGAGGGCAGACAUAGAGACAGAGGCCCGAGUCCAGCAGCAGGAGAUGACGACAACACACACACAAACACACCCCCCCUGACACACAAACACUUAAAUUAGACUCUUUCUCCCUCGUGUCUUCACCCACAGACGUGUAAACGUCAGCUCUGGGUGUUUCCUGCAGUAAACCUGAAGAAUGCAGCCGGUUGCAAACCCCUCGAACGUGCCUUAUUCUCUCCGUCUCCUCUCCAGGUUCCAGCUUGUUUCACCAAUGAAGAUAAAAAAUAACAAAUACAAAACUCCCCCGACCAGCAGCAGCCACACUUUGCCUCUCACUCGUGAAUGAAGCUCUUGCAGCAGUUUCUCUCUAUCGCACUAAAGAACUCACCCCAGAUUCAACAUAUCAGAUAUUACUUCUUGUGACCAAAAGAAAUCUGUAGUUCUUCUUACACAAAGUGUGUAUUUGUUAUUUCUCUUGUGUGUAACUUUGCAGUUUUUACCUGAAGAGCGUCUGAAGCUGAUCAUCUCAAUCUUUAAAGUGCAGUUUCUCUGAAAGUGAGCCGCACGCUGCCUUAACCAUAAAAAUCUAUCGUGACGCUCCCAAUAUGCACUGUUUUCAAUGAGAGGGGCUCGAUGCUAUAACUUUGUUUUAUAUAAUGUUGAGUCAUGUGAAUAAUGUACCAUUUUAUAUUCCUAAAAUAUAUAUUGCAUUAUAUUCAGGUGAGAUUUUUCUAAACGAUUUCUACGCUCCAGUGGUUUUGUGUUUAACAUCAUUUCACAUCUGAAGUUUGACUCCGGAAAGCUGAAGAUUCAAAGGUGGUUUUCUUUCUUUUUUAUUUUUAAUAAUCAACUUGUAUUUGUCCAUUUUAUUCGUAUUUUCUGAUUUGUCAUAACAUCUUAACAUCCAAAGCUUAUACUGUGUGUGUACUGUUGUGUAAAUUGUGUGUUGUGUUGGAUUUGCAGUCCACCUGUAACGUCGAGCGGCCUCGUGCCGUCACAUGUAAAGAUUCUAUUUUCUGUCGGCACAGUCUGGAUUACUGAUGUGCUCUGUAUGAAGAGCAGCAGUUUGAAAAACAUAUUUUUGUAAUAUUUUGUUCUAUUUCACUGAGUGAAUUGAACCUUUAAAAAGUGCCAUUUAUAUAAUUAUAAAAGAAAACAAGUGAUAUAUGAAAAAAUUAAAAUAUAAGACUGAAUCUCAAUGUUUAAUAUUUAGAAUGGACCCUAUUUGAUAAGAAGAUUAUAUUUUGUAAUAUUAGCAAAGCUGAUAUUGAUCUAUUGAUGGUAUUUCUCAUUGAGCCAGUACAGCACAAGUGCAUUUGACUUUUCUUGAAUGUAAUCCAUAUAUAUAUUAUUUUUGUUUUGUCCCCUUUUCUGUAAAUAUAUGACACAAAGUGCGAUUGUUAAAGUUUAAGUGGAAUGUUCUGCAUCUUGUAUCUGUUUAUAAUUCAGUUAUCAUAUCUUUCAUAUGUUUUAUUUCAAUCUUUUUGUCUGAAUUUAUGAUCUACGUGACCCUCAACUUGUUAAAGUUUCCCAUUAAUAGUUUCUAUUUUUUGUUGUGCAUUUGUUGUUAUAAUUAUUAUUAUAAUUUUAAAGUCCUUAAAGAAGUCUUUGGUAAUGAAAGUGUUUAUUAUUUUAUUUUCCGUGUCGAUAGCUUGUCCUGUAUUUGUUUCAUCUGGAGUCUAACUCGACUUUGUGCCACCUUUUGAAAAGUCUGUCUCAUGCUAUUUUUGUAUCCUUAAAAGUAGAAAUAAAUAAUAACCACAUAUGA